Brienomyrus brachyistius is the source of this 1207-nucleotide messenger RNA. It is a transcript of the gene shisa2a, whose product is annotated as shisa family member 2a. NCBI's taxonomy places the organism in Eukaryota, Metazoa, Chordata, Actinopteri, Osteoglossiformes, Mormyridae. The record is from RefSeq and is a predicted model, not a curated record. The coding region runs from base 1 to 1152 and encodes 383 amino acids. The transcript has 5 exons.
AUGCCGCUGAAGGCGUUGGACCCAGGAUCCAGAGAAAUGCUGCCGCUCACCUUUGGCAAAGUCAAGAAACAGGGAGCCACUUUCACCACCGUCACCAGACCAAUGGGAACCGACACAGUCCUCAUAGCCAGCCUUGUCAGUGCCAGUGGUCACAUUGAAGUCACCUAUGACCAAGGGAGUAGGUGGGCUCCACCAUGGGCUCCACCAUGCCACCUAGUCAAGCCCCAUGCGGUGGCAGGUACCGGGGAGUAUUGCCACGGCUGGGCCGAUGCAUUCAGCGUCUGGCAUCGCGGCUUUCAGUGUCCCGAGCGCUACGACGGCGAGGAUGCCAGGUAUUGCUGCGGAACAUGCUCCCUCCGGUACUGCUGUACGGCAGCGGAGGCGAGAUUGGACCAGAGCACUUGUGAAAAUGACGACUUCAUGGAGUUGGAAAACGGCGGGAAAACGACGAAAAAACCCUCACAUGUGCCGACAUAUCUGCCUUUUCUGAUUGUUGCGGGCACGUUUGUGUCAUUUGUUGUGGUCGGCUCCAUGGUUGCUAUUUGCUGCUGCCAGUGCCUGAAACCCAAGUCUGGGGGCAGUCAGAGUGGCUCAGCACCCAUUCAGAGCUGCCUGCUGGAACCGGGCGGCCCUCCUUCGGAUGGCAUGACCCCCUCCCGCAAUUCCAGCACCAGCUCCAACUCCACUGGGAGAUCCAUGGCAGCAGGCCGCCAGCAGAAUGUUGGCACGCUGGGCACGGAGGUCGCUGUGAAUGUGUUCAGGCAGGCGGGAGGUGGGUACCCAGUGUCUGGUGCUCAGUCACAGCAUUACAUGUCUCCUCCUCAACCUUCUGGCCCCUACAUCCAGCCAUACCUGAACUACGGGAUUCCCCCUGAACAUACUAUGCUGGUGCCUCAAGCUUUUCUGGACAACUGCACCACCUACGGACAACAGCAGACCUAUCCCUUCCAGCACCCCAUCCACUCUGAGCCAUUAUACUCUGCUGACAAAUCGACAAUUUGCCCCGAAGUUGAAGAAGCAGCGCUAGGUGGCAGGAGAGAACAGAAGGUGAAGCUACAGACGCCAUCUUGUGAAUUUGAAUCUGGAUAUUUUUCAAACUUCCCAGGAACACUGUGUAGGUCAGUAGUUCUAAAAGUGUGGUGUGUAAGAUGAAUAUUGUACUAUUCUAAAAUAAACUUUGUAUUGAUUUUCAUCACCACCACCAACC